UCACACAGUGGCUUUCCUCUGAAGCCUUAUUGUUACUGACUCAUCAGCUUUAACUUAACAUUUUAUCAUCGCCGCCAGUUGGUGUCUGCUCACGUGUACGUCCAACAGUCGGUCAGUUCACUUCAGAAAUGGCCGGAAUUUUAUUUGAAGACAUCUUUGACGUGAAAGACAUUGAUCCUGAUGGGAAAAAGUUCGACAGAGUGUCACGACUCCACUGUGAGAGCGAAUCUUUCAAAAUGGACCUUAUCCUUGAUGUAAACAUUCAGAUCUACCCCGUUGACCUCGGAGAUAAAUUUCGGUUGGUAAUAGCCAGCACAUUGUAUGAAGAUGGAACGCCAGAUGAUGGAGAAUAUAAUCCCCAAGAUGACAGACCGUCACGAGCAGAUCAGUUUGACUAUGUGAUGUAUGGUAAAGUGUAUAAGAUUGAAGGAGAUGAGACAUCAACAGAAGCAGCCACACGCCUUUCAGCCUAUGUAUCCUAUGGAGGGUUGCUGAUGCGGCUACAAGGGGAUGCCAAUAACUUACACGGAUUUGAAGUGGACUCCAGAGUCUAUCUGCUCAUGAAGAAACUUGCCUUCUAAAUUCAGUGUUCAGACAUGAACACUGUGUAUGAUUGCUCUCUGUGCCCAGUUGUACUGGAUACAGAGAGAUAUUUUGAUGUCUUUUGAGAAACAUUAUGGGAAAUUUGCCUCUGAGAAUUCCAGAGAGUUGGAAUCCUCAAUCCCAGGGCUGAAUUUGAGAAAUCUUACAUUACAUAAACAAGGUUUCCAGCUGAAGAGUCAAGAAAAUGUGCUGAAAGGU
Molecule: messenger RNA, 801 nt
Organism: Chanos chanos (milkfish)
Lineage: Eukaryota; Metazoa; Chordata; Actinopteri; Gonorynchiformes; Chanidae
Gene: polr2h
Product: RNA polymerase II, I and III subunit H
Exons: 6
Coding region: 129-581 (150 amino acids)
Biological process (GO): DNA-templated transcription
Cellular component (GO): RNA polymerase III complex; RNA polymerase I complex; RNA polymerase II, core complex
Source: RefSeq, a predicted model, not a curated record